This is a messenger RNA of Nycticebus coucang (slow loris), 3104 nucleotides long. RefSeq names its product Wnt family member 16 (gene WNT16). The record is from RefSeq and is a predicted model, not a curated record. Bases 260 to 1360 code for a protein of 366 amino acids. The transcript has 4 exons. Gene Ontology annotation, biological process: multicellular organism development; neuron differentiation; cell fate commitment. Lineage: Eukaryota; Metazoa; Chordata; Mammalia; Primates; Lorisidae. Gene Ontology annotation, cellular component: extracellular region. Gene Ontology annotation, molecular function: frizzled binding; cytokine activity.
GCCGCUCAGGCACACCUCUGACUCUGCGCUGCAGGAAGGCCCCCAGCUCCUCUCGCCACCUCUCCCACUGCUCCCCGCAAAGCAGCGGGGAAGCUGCGCGAGUGCCCACCACUGCCAGCCUUCUUUUAAUGUUGCGCGCAAACAGAAAGAGGGCGAGAGACAACUUGGUGCUGGGCCACUGACCUCCGGCCUUGCCGGCCUCUGGGGAGCAAAGGGCAAAGGAGGAGCGAUUGGGGCUGGGAGACUCCAUGCAGGGGUCAUGGACAGAGCGGCGCUCCUCGGACUGGCCCGCCUGUGCGCGCUGUGGGCAGCCCUGCUCGCGCUGUUCCCCUACGGAGCCCAAGGAAACUGGAUGUGGUUGGGCAUCGCCUCCUUCGGGGUUCCGGAGAAGCUGGGCUGCGCCAACUUGCCGCUGAACAGCCGCCAGAAGGAGCUGUGCAAGAGGAAACCGUACCUGCUGCCCAGCAUCCGCGAAGGCGCGCGGCUGGGCAUCCAGGAGUGCAGGAACCAGUUCAGACACGAGAGAUGGAACUGCAUGGUUGCCACCUCCGCGGCCGCCGCGGCCCCCUUCGGCACCAGCCCUCUCUUUGGCUACGAGCUGAGCAGCGGCACCAAGGAGACAGCCUUUAUUUAUGCUGUGAUGGCUGCAGGCCUGGUGCAUUCUGUGACCAGGUCAUGCAGCGCAGGCAACAUGACGGAGUGUUCCUGCGACACCACAUUGCAGAAUGGCGGCUCUGCGAGUGAAGGCUGGCACUGGGGGGGCUGCUCUGAUGAUGUCCAGUACGGCAUGUGGUUCAGCAGAAAGUUCCUAGAUUUUCCCAUCAGAAACACCACAGGAAAAGAAAACAAAGUACUGCUAGCCAUGAAUCUACAUAACAAUGAAGCUGGAAGGCAGGCUGUGGCCAAGUUGAUGUCAGUGGACUGUCGCUGCCAUGGAGUGUCUGGCUCCUGUGCUGUGAAAACAUGCUGGAAAACCAUGUCUUCUUUUGAAAAGAUUGGCCAUUUGUUGAAGGAUAAAUAUGAGAACAGUAUCCAGAUAUCAGACAGAAUAAAGAGGAAAAUGCGCAGGAGAGAAAAAGAUCAGAGGAAGAUACCGAUCCACAAGGAUGACCUGCUUUAUGUUAAUAAGUCUCCCAACUAUUGUGUGGAGGACAAGAAACUGGGGAUCCCAGGGACACAAGGCAGAGAAUGCAACCGUACGUCAGAAGGUGCAGAUGGCUGCAAUCUCCUCUGCUGUGGCCGAGGCUACAACACCCACGUGGUCAGGCACGUGGAGAGGUGUGAGUGUAAGUUUAUAUGGUGCUGCUAUGUUCGUUGCAGGAGGUGUGAGAGCAUGACUGAUGUCCACACUUGCAAGUAACCACUCCGUCCAGUCUGCAGGAUUCCUCGGCAUCAUACAAUGACAGUGCAGCCCAGAGGGUCUCUUUCCCUGUGCAGGGCUAGUAAAGUUGACUCCUUUAUAAGAAACCCAGGUCCUUGGUCUUCUUUGAAAAUGUCCUUUACACAAUCAACACAUCCACCAUGUGGAUUUUUUUGGGGGGUUCUAAACUUCAGCAGGUUUGUAUUCAUCUUUUGGUAGUUUAGUAUCUAAUCUGUUUAUGAAGCCAGAAAGAAAAGGAAAGACUCCUAAUGCCAGGAUAACUGGUCCAUACUCAGGGUAAGAUCCUGGAAUAUGGAACUCAGUUAUGGAACUCAAUAAUGGAGGGUGAUUAAUAGUUACUUUUAAGAGACACUUUUGAUAGCAACAAAGGGCAGUAAAUAAGAAUUUCAUUUAUCCUCUCAGUAUUUCAAAUGAAGAAAUCAUACUAAGUGUGCAUAGAUGUUGAAAAGUUAAUGUAAGCCGUGGUGCUUACACUUUCGUGCACUUCAAAAGAACAGGAAUUAAAAAGAACCUACACAAGUGAUAGAAUAGCACUAAAAAGUAUUGGACAUAUUUAGUGACAAACAAAGAAUCAAAAUGUAAAAGGUAUAAUUCAUGAUUUGGAUUUUAAGUGCCUUUUAACCAGGAAAAUCUAGAAGAACCUGCAUAAGAUAAAGAGUAAUCUUUGAAUUUGGGGUUCAUACUUGUAUCACAAACCAGUAUCCACUGUUAAAAAUCCAGUUUCGGGAUACUGGGGAAGGCAGUGAUCCUAAAAACAUGUAGGAAAAGUAGAGGUACAAAUAUAAAGGGCUCUUAUACAUUGUAAAUAAAAAUGCCCUUUAAAUGUAUAAAGACAGUAUUUUGUACAGUAUUUUGUUUAAAAAUUUGUGUUUUGUAAAUACGGUAUCUAAGUUAUAUGAUAUAUAUUAAAGUUAAGACAUUUAUUGCCAAUGCCCAAGUGCUAAAAAAUAAGGUAAAGCUUCUGUUUCUUUUUAUAUGUGUACUAUCAACUCUGACUUUUUAACACUGAAAAGAAGUUAACUGAGCAGCUAGCCAUAUGGAUGUGUAUUUCCUGCUAAAAUGAGUUUUGUAUGUAAUAGAUUAAAUAUGUUACAAAAUAUUGAGAAAUGUGUUAUCUCAGUGGUCAGAUUAAUUGAAUUCUCUUUUCACAUUAGUGAUGCUUAACUUGUAAAGUUAUUGUAAUAAGUUAUAUAGUAAAAGUCUUAACUGGAAAAAGUCUAAAUCAGAAUAAUGAUCAAUUUGUGACUUUGUUGCCCGGAAUAUUUAUUCUGUCGUUGUAUGUAAUGCAUUUCUAUUGGAAUGUUGAAUGGUCUUUUUUGUUUUAAUAUUAAUGCAUGUAUAUUCAUCAUAUUUUAUAAUAUUUCUGUUGAAAAUAACAGGGCUUAUUUAAGGUAAUAUUUUAAUGUAAAUCCUUAAGUUUUUUAUGAAUUGUCAAACAUUUCAGUAUUAUAUAGAAAAACAGAUUUUCUAAGUUCAGAGUGUACAAAGAGAGAAUAUUCAUAUUCUUAUUAAGAUAAAGAAAUGUUUCCUUGCCCCACAGGUCUCAUUCUAUUUCCUUUUAAUUUUAUUUAUCAAGACAGAGCAACAAUUUGGGGGGGGGAAGCAAAUGCAUGGGUAAUGUCUCAGGUCUGAUAUUAAAAUCAAGGCUAAAAAUCCCACUGUGAGCCUUAACAUUUAACAAAGUCAUUACUUACUAAUUAAGAGAAUCAGAAAUAAAUAAACA